AUGGAUCGACUCGAUGACUGGAGCUUCAAGUCCAAGAAAAUAAUGGACCUAGAGGAGGAUUUCUUUUUCCACUAUGGAGCGGAGGAAAUGACAGAUUAUCAGGACCCCAGUGAACUUCUGGCUGCUUUAAAACAAAAGGAGGAAGAGGUUAUUUUGGCAGCCCAGCUGGGAAACGCAUUGCUCCUUGAAAACCGCCAGCUUAAGGAGCAGAGCGAAAAACUUCAUGAGCAAUACGCAGAGAAGCUGGAGGAUCUGGAGCAGGGAAAACAUGAGGUGCGACUGAAGCUGGAGCGCCACCAGUCCCAGUGGGAGAGCCAGAUGGGAGACCUGGAGCGGGAUGCGAGGGAGCUGAGCGCCCAGGUGGAGCAGCUUACACGGUCGCUCAGCGAGGCUGAGAGGGACAAGAGUCGAACGCAGCUGGAGCACAACGAGAACACUCAGCGGCUCCAGGAGGAGCUCAAAGCUGCGAUGGAGGUGGAGAGAGCCAUGUCCACUGAGCUGCAGGCUCUGAAACAGGAGCUGCAGCAAAAAGGAAGUCACAACAGGCAGCAGGACGAGGAGCUGAUGAGUGCCAUGAGAGAGCAGGUGUUGCGUCUCUCACAGAAGGAACAGGUGCUGGAGCAACGAUUGGAGAGCGUUUGUCAAGAAAACGAAGAACUGAGGGCGAGUCUGGCCUCUUUGGACGCACGCUUGGCUCUGCACGACCAACUCAACGAGCAGCACAGCCAGCAGCUUGCCGAGGCGCGGCAAGAGGUGGAGGCUGCACGGGGUCAUUCACAGCAGCUGCAGGCCCAGGUGGAGGAGCUUCAGGAGGAGGUGUCCCUGCAGGAAGCCAGGAGCUACGGCAACACUUCCCUGCUGUCUGAGCUGGAAAGUAGUCUGGAGAUAACAGGCCUCGGAGUCAGCAAAGAAGAGUUAACGCAAGAAAUGGGGUUCAUCCUUCAGUUACUCCUCCCGCUGACCCAGGAGCUGAACGGCUCAGAACAGUCAGAGGUCGCCGAUCAGCAGGAAGACCUGAAGGCCAUGUUGCAUCGGCUGAAGGGCGUGGCUCAAACUCUUUCACAGGCAUCCAGGCCACAGGAGCUGAAUCAGGGUUUUGUCGAAACGACGGGUGAGGAGAGUGGGAAUCUGAGCACGACACAGGAGCUGAGAGAUCAGAACGUGCAGCUGCAGCAAGAAAAUGCUGAACUGAUGCAGAAGCUGCAGAGCGUUCAAGAUCAAACUGAAGUUGUCCAACAGGCCAUCAAAGACCGAGAUGAAGCUAUUGCGAAGAAAAACCGAAUGGAAGAAGAGCUGGUGAGAAGUAAAAACGAUAUGAUGUCUCUCAACAACCAGUUACUGGAAGCCAUCCAACGCAAACUGGAGCUAUCACAGGAGCUGGAGGCCUGGCAGGAUGACAUCCAGAUCUUCAUCAACCAGCAGCUCAAGUCCCAGCAGCAGUUGGAGCAGCCUCAGAAGAAGCCCGCCUCCAACAACAGCAUGUCAUUCUUUCGCAGACCCAGCAGAACGGCUUCAUCUUGGUCACGCCAGUCGUCGGCCUCUUCCUGGAAUUCAGACUGCGAUCAGGACAAAAACCAAUCCCCGUGGAGGGACUGGUUAAGGCGGGGCAAAGGGGUGCAGUACAGCAAAUAGUGAACACUAAGUGCUAGAACACUACUGGACUACUGUGGAGCAGAUGCACCAAGAGAAAAGGUCAAAGGGAACUCACUAGUGGGGCUUCUUGUACAUCAUGUGAAGGAGAAAAAAAGCCAUGAAGACUAAAGGAGCCACUCCAAACAAAGACUGAAACACAUUUCACUGAGAGGCUGAGGCUUCUCAAGACGAAGACUGUGACAACAUUUUUACAGAAUUACAAUUGAAGGUUUAACUGUAAAUAUCGCACCCUAUUUUGUAAAAUGGUGAAUAAGUAGCUCAGUGGAAAGUAUUUAAGAUUUAACACAUCAAAGAGAAGGAUGCUCAUAAAGUAAGUGAUUAAACACUACAUUUUUUGUUGUACUAAAUUUGUCUUUAUCAUGUUGGAUAUAAGAAGUUAUGUUU
Messenger RNA from Neolamprologus brichardi, 2037 nucleotides. Its product is annotated as BICD family-like cargo adapter 1. The record is from RefSeq and is a predicted model, not a curated record. Gene Ontology annotation, biological process: vesicle transport along microtubule; Golgi to secretory granule transport. NCBI's taxonomy places the organism in Eukaryota, Metazoa, Chordata, Actinopteri, Cichliformes, Cichlidae.